AGGGUUUGCUGGCAAUAUAAUGUAUCUUGAUGAUCAGUAUAAACAGCAGGCUGAAGGUAAGAUUUGCUGCAUGUUACGUUAUCAGCCACUAUAUCGGUCCCUGGCUUGGGAAGACUGAAAACUUUAACAAAAAGAUACUAACCAGGUUAAUUUUUAAUAACCCAAUCAAAAAUUCUUCUAAAUGUAACCUGGUUAAAAUUAUAGCUUAGUGGGGUUAAUUUUUGUGAGCGGCGGGACUCAAGUGUGUGAAGAAAGAAAAGUUGAAAUUGGACGCGAGGUGGAAGGAGUAAAUUUUCAAACGGAAGUGCUUGCAUGCAUGGUAAACUAAGCCUAAUUAGAAAAUUCCGCAAUAGUAUCAAAACGCCCUAGGUCUCAGUAGGUCCAUUUAGAGUCAAAGCAGGAGGAAGCAGGUCGAUACCUAGUUCUCACGCACUUGACUCUUGAGACCGUCAUCGAAUUGCAACUUGACCUUAGUUUACUAGAGGUCGAACUGAUUUGAAAACACUCUCAUCUGUUAAAAAAAAUCACGGUUCAUUCUAUGCUAUACCGUAAUUCGGAAAUUUGCUAGCCGAAUCUCUCCUCCGACUCAUACGGCCUGUUCACCAUCUAUCUUCCAACAGAAUAGCGCGUCAGUUUUUUUUUUUUCCAAUGCCGAGUUAAUUUGUAUCAACUGUGUUUCUAGGAAUACUUAUCCCCUCUGUGAUAAUUUCGUCACACUGACAGAACAAAAAAAGUAAGUGAUUAGGCAAAUAGAUAUACAAAUCUGGACUAUCAUUUCACUUUAUGUUUGUUGCGUACACAGUCGUUCCUGAAGUGAUUAAUUUACGUGGUCCCUUGGCUGUGGAAGCCUACAACAAGGCUCUAAAUGAAGGGAAAACUCGUUUCAAGAGGUUGCCGGUCAUGGUGAUUGGACAAGAUCGCUCCGGAAAAACCAGCCUUAAGAAUUCGAUGAUGGGAAAACCCUUCAACCCAGACGAGGACAGCACAGUGGGGAUAGAUGUUGGACCAUCACAUUUCAGUGUUACAACAGAUAUUUGCAUUCCAAGUGAGAAUACAAUGGACAAUCAGGCACAGAAUAAUUUCAGAGAAGCCCUCUCUUUUGAGCACCACAUAGCUCGUUUAGUCGUUGAAGUUUUAACUAAUGACAGAAAAAAUAAUUCAAAGGAUGACUUGCCAUUAAAUGAGGCAAAAGUUGCAUUAUCAAGUGUGGCACCAAAAAAUGCAAUAGAAUCUGUUCAAGAAUCUGGUGCAGUUUUUGCAGCUCGCCAAGAAGAAAAAAACUGCAUAGUCGAGAUACCAGAUGAGGUAGCAGAGAAGAUAAAAAACUUACUAGAGGAAGUUGAGAAAGAAAGAGUUGGAGAUGAUGCGGAAGUGUAUUCAAUUGUUUGGGACUUUGCUGGACAACCUGUAUACUAUGCAACGCAUCCACUUUUCCUCACACAAAGAGCAGUGUACCUGUUAGUUUUUGACCUCAGCCGAGGUCUUCAUGCCAGAGCCGAUCCCACCGUGAAGCAAGGAAUGUACAGCAUGAUUUUAGACAACCACGAUUGUAAAAGUAACCUAGACUAUCUGGAUUUCUGGAUGACAUGGGUUGCUUCAAUAGCCAAUCAAGAUGAAAACCAGCAGAUACGUUUGGGUCAAUCACCAAUGAAUAUUCCCGCUGUGCUCCUUGUUUGUACUCAUGCUGAUGAACCCUGUGGUGGGGCAGAUCCAUUUGUGCUAGCACGUGAAGUAUUUGGUUCCUUAGAGACCAAGCCUUACAAAAACCAGUUGUAUCAAGACGUUUUUGUUGUGGAUAACACAAAGUCAGGAAGUAAAGCAGAGUGUUCAGAAGUCAAGCGCUUGUGGGAAAAAGUCCUUGCUGUUGCUAAAGAGCUACCACAGAUGAAAGAAGACUACCCGAUAAAGUGGCUAAGAUUCGAAAAGGCUCUUCAAACCAAAGUAAAAGAGGGGAAAAAGUGGAUUUUCCUGGAGGAGACAAGGCUGAUUGCGUCCAAACUGUGUCACAUUGAGGAUGGUCAAGAAUUUGCAACCUUGCUGAACUUUCUACAUGACCAAAGAAUCUUGAUUCAUUUCGACAGUUCACUACUUUUGAAUAAUAUGGUCAUCUUGGAUCCUCAGUGGUUGGUAAACUUGUUUACGUCGGUGAUAACUGUAAAACCGGGUCCCUAUGAAGGAAAAGAAAGAGAAUUGUGGAGAAGGCUUCAAACAGAGGGCAUCUUGGAGUAUAAACUUUUGCAACUUGUGUGGGAUCUUUAUUAA
Messenger RNA from Porites evermanni, 2262 nucleotides. Lineage: Eukaryota; Metazoa; Cnidaria; Anthozoa; Scleractinia; Poritidae. The record is from the annotation of a GenBank genome assembly.